Molecule: messenger RNA, 1495 nt
Organism: Meleagris gallopavo (turkey)
Lineage: Eukaryota; Metazoa; Chordata; Aves; Galliformes; Phasianidae
Source: RefSeq, a predicted model, not a curated record
UUUAAAAGAGGUGAUUAUCAUCCAAAUGGCCUUCAUCUCUAUUCUCUGUUCCAGGCUGAUUCAUGGAGGGCAGCUGUUAAAUGGCUUGGCGGGGCCAACUGUGAUGAACGCAGCCCCGUUUCUUUCCACAACAUGGUUCUCUCCAGAUGAACGUGCAACAGCAACGGCGAUUGCCUCCCUGCUCAAUUACCUGGGCUGUGCUGGCGCGUUUUUAGUGGGACCUCUUGUAGUGCCAUCUCCUAAUGGAACGUCGCACCUCCCGCUGUUGUCACAGAGCAACACCGAGCACAUCAAGGACCGCAUUGAGGCUGUGCUCUAUGCAGAAUUUGGGAUGGUUUCCUUGAUAUUUUCCGCAGCGUUGGCCUACUUCCCCUCUCGCCCUCCAUUCCCUCCCAGUGUGGCUGCAGCUAGUCAACGACUUAGCUACAGGAGGAGCUUCUGCAGACUCUUAAGCAAUUUCCGAUUCUUGAUGAUUGCUUUAGCCUAUGCUAUACCACUGGGUGUUUUCUCUGGCUGGUCUGGCGUUCUGGAUUUGAUAUUAACACCAGUUCAUGUGAGCCAAGUAGAUGCGGGCUGGAUUGGAUUUUGGUCUAUAGUUGGAGGCUGUGUUGUUGGCAUAGCAAUGGCAAGGUUUGCAGAUUUUAUUAGGGGCAUGCUGAAAUUUAUUCUGCUGCUGCUUUUAUCUGGAGCAACGUUAGCAUCAACCUGGUUCACUCUCACCUGUCUAACUAGUGUCACCCAUCUGCCUUUAACCACAGCCACACUGUACACAUCCUGUAUUUUGUUGGGCAUAUUUCUCAACAGCAGCAUACCAAUAUUCUUUGAGCUCUUUGUGGAAACAGUCUACCCUGUUCCAGAAGGAAUUACCUGUGGAGUUGUCACCUUUUUGAGUAAUGUGUUUAUGGGAGUGCUUUUGUUUUUCCUCACGUUUUACCACACAGAGUUCUCCUGGUUCAACUGGUGCCUCCCAGGAUCGUGUCUGCUCAGCCUGCUCCUCAUCCUGUGCUUCCGGGAAUCCUACGACAGACUCUAUCUUGACGUCGUUGUCUCUGUUUGAUAACACAGGACUGCUGACAGGUUGGAAGAGACUGAAUUGAUUUUUGCAGUCUGCAUAUCUGCCUGGAUUUGCACAGCUGGCCAGGAGGGGGGGGGGGGGCCAAUACAAGAUAUAAUUGUGGCUUUAUUAGUGAUGGUGAGGACAGGAUGUUUCUUACAUUCAAACCCACUCAAUUUGCAUUCAUUACAGGCAGAUGAACGUGCAACUUGAGUGGUCAUAAAGAUGCCUGAAGUGCACAAGAAGAAUAUAUCUGAUGUACAGGUUCCAGUGUCUGACCUGGGUUUCUCUAUCUGAAGGCUGUUCGUUCAUGUAGCAGUGAGGUGUGUGUGUGUGUGUGUGUGUGUGUGUGUGUGUGAGCCAACUCAAGGUUGUAUGCACUGGGAUACCGGUAACUUUUGAGUCUUCUAUCAGAAUAGGAACAGUGAAUAAUCUCAAAAA